AUGCGAGAAUUACUUCGACAAACACGUAUUCGUGUUUCACGCAACAAAGCUCGAAAUAUGUUUGGUAUUAUAGAUGAGUACAAUGUGUUAAAACUGGAUGAAGUUUUUAUUCAACACACUCGACUUAAUGAUCAUGAAGAUAAAGACACUAAUAACAAAGGUGAAAAGACAUCAAUUCUUCAUAAUUGUAAGGUUGUUGUCACAAAAAAUCCUUGUUAUCAUCCGGGAGAUAUUCGAACAUUUACUGUUGUCAAUCACGAAGAAUUAAAACAUCUCAAAGACGUCAUUGUCUUUUCUCAGCAAGAUGAUUGCCCAGCAUCACAUCAAAUUAGUGGAUUUGAUCUUGACGAUGGAUUUCAAAAGUAUUUUAGAAUAGAAUAA
This is a messenger RNA of Rotaria sordida, 381 nucleotides long. NCBI's taxonomy places the organism in Eukaryota, Metazoa, Rotifera, Eurotatoria, Philodinida, Philodinidae. The record is from the annotation of a GenBank genome assembly.